AUGGAAUGGCCUUUGUCUUCCAGGCGGCUGUGCAUCCUGAAGGGCAUCUAUCCCCACGAGCCCAAACACAAGAAGAAGGUGAACAAGGGCUCCACGGCAGCCCGGACUUUCUACCUGAUCAAGGACAUCAAGUUCCUCCUCCAUGAGCCCAUCGUCAACAAGUUCCGGGAAUACAAGGUGUUUGUCCGGAAGCUCCGGAAGGCCUAUGGGAAGAAUGAGUGGAACACCGUGGAGCGUCUGAAGGACAAUAAGCCCAACUACAAGCUUGACCACAUCGUCAAGGAGCGGUACCCCACCUUCAUCGACGCCCUUCGGGACCUGGACGACGCCCUCUCCAUGUGCUUCCUCUUCUCCACGUUCCCCCGGACUGGCAAGUGCCACGUGCAGACCAUUCAGCUGUGCCGCAGGCUCACGGUGGAGUUCCUGCACUACGUCAUCGCCGCCCGGGCCCUGCGCAAGGUCUUCCUGUCCAUCAAAGGCAUUUACUACCAGGCCGAGGUGCUCGGGCAGCCCAUCGUGUGGAUCACGCCCUAUGCCUUCUCCCACGACCACCCGACAGACGUGGACUACAGGGUCAUGGCCACCUUCACCGAGUUCUACACCACCCUGCUGGGCUUCGUCAACUUCCGCCUCUACCAGUCCCUCAACCUGCACUACCCCCCCAAGCUCGAGGGUCAGGCCCACGCAGAGGUGAAGGCCCAUGAGGACAGCUAUGCACUGGACUCUGAGAGCUCCAUGGAGGUGAGAGCGGCUUCCGGAGCACCGGCCCUGCAUCCCCAGGAGGGUGGGCCCUGCAUCCCCCAGGAGGUGGGCCCCGCAUCCCCCAGGAGAGGCGUGGGUGCAGGAGGCUGCAGCGCCAAGUGGACGCCCAGGCAUCUGCAGGGGGCGCUGGUGGGCGGGGAGGGACCAGAAAGGCCCAGCGCUGGCCACGGCGAGUGCCACCUGGCCCGAGCAGUCAGCCUCCCCUCGGAGGGCCCCCAGUCCUGCUCUCCACCACCACAUCCCUGCUCAUCCCCAACAGAAAAGAAGAAAACGAAACUUCUUGAGGAUUUAUUAGACCAGGGCUGUCUUGCCUCCUAG
Myotis lucifugus (little brown bat) is the source of this 1080-nucleotide messenger RNA. RefSeq names its product pescadillo ribosomal biogenesis factor 1 (gene PES1). Gene Ontology annotation, cellular component: nucleolus; PeBoW complex. Gene Ontology annotation, biological process: ribosome biogenesis; maturation of LSU-rRNA from tricistronic rRNA transcript (SSU-rRNA, 5.8S rRNA, LSU-rRNA). Bases 1 to 1080 code for a protein of 359 amino acids. Lineage: Eukaryota; Metazoa; Chordata; Mammalia; Chiroptera; Vespertilionidae. The record is from RefSeq and is a predicted model, not a curated record. Gene Ontology annotation, molecular function: RNA binding. The transcript has 7 exons.